CGUCAACACAUUCACCUGGUUUUUUGUUUUACGGGAGGCAGAGGAGCCAAGAUAUGUUGUUUUUCCUAAAAGGAAAACAACAGCCUGUUGUAAGCCUUCUGAAUAAACUUUUGCAAAGAAGUGGACCUCGAUUAUCCCAUUUAAACGCUGGCGGAAAUGGACAUUCAACAAAUGCUGAUUAUGACAAAGAUCCACAAAUUUUAUUGUCCGACGAAAAUCGUCAGCGAUGCUUAGAGAAAAUGAAGAAAGCUGCUCCAGCUGGAGCUCAACUCAAGGGCAAGGAGAGGGAAAAGUCUUUUGCCUCAGUACUAAUUGCGAUAUGCACAGACGACAAAGGAGGCAAACCUUCAAUACUGUAUACAAGACGAUCACGAUUGUUAAGACGACACAUGCGGCAAAUUUCAUUUCCUGGAGGUAUUAAAGAUGACAACGAAGACUUCGUGGCGUGUGCCUUAAGAGAAACUGAGGAAGAAAUCGGUCUUUCACCGGGUCGUGUAGAUGUUUGGGGUUGUGGGAAUUUGAUGAAACCACCACAUACAGCCGCCAUUAUGCCUGUGAUAGGGGUAGUGCAUAAUUUUAAUGAGGCUGAAUUGAAAUUGAACACGGACGAAGUGGAGGAGGCUUUCGCCAUUCCCAUAAGCCUGCUAGCUAAACCAGAAACAUUGCACUACACACAAUUUAAAAGCGGAUAUUCGGCACCAGUCUUUAUUGUGGGCGAUAAAAAGAUAUGGGGCAUUACUGGAUUCCUAACCAAUACGUUUCUCAACAGUUUUCUUCCAACUGAAUAUAAUCAUAUAAAAAAUCGUGUCAAGUAUAUCAGGCCAAUCAAAGCUCCUAGUAUGACGUGAUAUAAAUGCAAUAUUUAUUACAAUUUGUUCAUAGCUUUUUUGUUAUUAUUGAAUACAGAAGAUGUAUUGUAAAAAUCUUCUAAAGAAAUGUUUUCUAUUAUUUUUAUAUACGUUAAGUUAAAUGUAGGUACAAGAAGAUAUUAUAGAGUUUAUGACGAUAAAUGCCUGGUUUCGUAUCCUGGCGGGAAUUUCAAAAAAAAAAAAAAAAAAUGUUUUAAUCUAUAAAAUGAAGGUCCGUUAUCAAUAAGUGGAGUCGAAGUGGAGGCUAAACUUUCCGACUGUUGGACCAAAUAUGUCUUCCUUCCCUAUGUUCCUAUUAAAAUCUCCCAGAACGAUUUAAAUAUCAUGGGCGGGGCAGCGGUCAUAGUCUCUCUCUAGGCGCUCGUAGAAAAUAUCCUUGGUCUGCUCGUCCUUGUCUUCCGUCGAGCUAUGGGCAGAAAUAAAACUGAUGUUGAAGAAUUUGAAUUUUAUGCGGAUUGUGGCUAGCCUCUCAUCCACCGGAGUAAAGUCUGCAGACAAGGUGUUUCAGUCUCCGACUACAAAUCCACAAAUCCACAGCCAAAUUCAUGCCUUGUGUUAUGGCAGCUAUAGUCAAGUUCGUCACCGUUUGGUGUUGUAGUGACGCCAUUCCCAGUCAAUCGCACUUCCUGUAAGGCGGUAAUAACUGAUUAACAACAAAUUAACUGAUUAAUUAACAAAUUAUGGUCCGUUUUUCGUUUCGUGGGUUGUUAACGUUGGGGGUGCGUUUUUACUAUUCCUUUGUUUUUCAUAAUAGUUCUCACAUUUUUCCGGGGAGCGCAACUACUCCGCAUAAAAACAGAGUUUUCCACCAUCCGCGACCUGUACAAUAUGGGACUCAAAUUAAAGGUACUCGGGAGUAGAUGACGAAUAUGGUGAGAAACUAGGAAUAGGCUUUAUAAUUUGUUGAUAACGGAAGGGGCGGAGGGUCCACCGUUACCCCAAAAACACCACCCAAAAUCAAAAGUGGACCGAUAAGGACAAUAUGGGUAUCAAAUGAAACGUAUGCGGGAGUAGAUAAUGAGUCUGGCAUUUAAAUUCAUGUCGAAGUAUAGGGGGUCACCCCACCCCCACAAAAACGCCCAAAAUGGGCACAUUAGCCAAUCAAGGAUAUAUGAAAAACGGCAGAUCCGAUUUUGUCGAAAUUUUCGCAUAUUGUGUAGGUUGGUUUGGAAGGAAACAUUGGCUAUAUAAUUUUCGAUAUCGGACGGGGGAGGGUCCCCCUUAUGCCAAAACACAACCCAAAAUCAAAAGUGGACCCAUCGGGACAAUAUAGGUAUCAAAUGAAAGGUAUUGGAGAGUAGAAUACGAAUAUGGUAUUAACAUUUGAGUCUAAGUACCCAUCGGGUCGCCCCAACCCCAAAACUCCCCCCAAGCAGACAUAUUGGACGUUCAAAUUAAAGGUAUUCGGAAGCAGAUUUCAAAUAUGGCAUAUAAAAUCAGAUCGAAGUAUAAGGGGUCAAGCCACCCCUCAAAAACGCCAUUAGACCAAUUAUGACUAUAUGAUACUUGGCUGAACCGAUUUUCAUAGAUUAUAUAGGCUAUAUAAUUUUUAGAAAUCGGGUGGAGGCGGACCCUCCUUCUUACCCCAAAAACGCCUCCCAUUCCCGAAAGUGGUCCAAUAGGCACGACAUGUAUGUUUUUAAAAUUUGGGCCCAAGUACCCAGCGGGCCUCCCCAACCAAAUGAAAAGUAUUAGGCAGUAGAUUACAAAUAUGGCAUAAAACAUUAGGUCCAAGUAAUGGAAGGUCGCCCACCCCCAAAUACCUCCAAAUGGGCAUAUUAGCCGACCAUGGCUAUAUGGGUCCAAAUGAAAGGUAUUUGGGAGUAGAUUACGAAUAUGGCAAUAAUAUUUGCGUUCAAGGCUCUUAAAGAUACGACAAAUGGGUUAUUUGACCCAUUAUGACAAUAUGGGACUCAUAUGAAAGGUAUUUGAGAGUAGAAAACAAAUUUGAUACCCCAUUUUGGAGCCAGUUUUUUGGGGUACGCCCUAAAGCAACCCCUAAACUGAACUUCAUUUCCGUUGGGAAUAAAGAAUGAAUUUGAUAUCUAUUUUCAAUGCAAAUUGACCAAAAUAACCUCCAAACGGUUCAUGUUUACCGGCCAUGGCAAUAUGGAGCUCAAAUUAAAGGGAUUUGGAAGUGCAGUACGAAUUUGAUAUCCAUAUUUGAGUCGAAAUGGCUGAGGUGCCAUCCCUCCCCUAAAGAUGACUCUCAUUACCCUUAAUUUUUAAAAACACCAGGAACCGAGCAGGAAAAACUUCUCACACAUCAAUGAGUGCUUUCCGAUUCAAGUUUAAACUCAAUGAUAAGGGACCUUUUUUUAUAGCCGAGUCCGAACGGCGUCCCGCAGUGCGACACCUCUUUUGGCAACAUUUUUUGAAUUACCAUGCAUGGCAUUGUGCCUAGCAAAUGUCGCCAACAUUAAGAGGAGAGAACCACCGCUUUGACCGAUGUUCACGCCAGGAUUCAAACGCGUUCAGCGCCAUAGGCUACAAUGGCACGAAUUCGAUAUCCGCAUUCAGGACGCAGUGUCCCCACCCUAAAAAGAUAUUUGAGAGUUAAAGAAGGCGCAGCGGAGGGGGCUAGGUUCCCAAUAAAACACAUGAGUUUCUAAACUUAACGUUUGGCGCCAAUAUCAAAUAAUAGGAACUUUUUUGAAUUUUGUAGGGCAAGUCAGAACCAAUUUACUCCAGUUAUUUAUUUUAAGAAGACAGUUUGUUAAAAACAUAUUUUCGUAUCUAAAAAACAACAAUUACAUAUUUUCAUGCUUGCAAUAUAGAAGCCAACAGAGAGAUAUAGAUGGCAAUUCAAAUAUUGAAUUUUCAAUUCAAAUAUUUAAAAGCAUUGAAAGCACAACCGUGCAAAAUUUGAGUUCAGUAGAAAGUUUUAAUAGCCGAUAGGGUGGGUUUUGGUUUCAUUAAAAGCCAAUUGUUAUUAUCAUUGCGUAAACAAAAAGCAAUGGAGGCCGCCGUAGCGUAAAGGUUAGCAUGUCCGCCUAUGACGCUAAACGCCAGGAAUCUACAAACAAUUUUCAGCGAUGGUUAUCCGUCUUAAAGCUUGAUACAUCUGUGAGGUACUAUGACAUGUUUAAACUUGUCCCCAAAGAGAUGUCGCACCGUUACACGCCGUUCGGACUCGGGUAUAAAAAGGAGCUUAAACUUGAAUAGGAUGGCACUCAUUGAUAUGUGAGCAAAUUUACAUUUGCUAAAACAAGCCAUAAUAAAUUCCUUGUGGUGAAAAUCGUAUUUGGAUUUAUUGAAAAAAAAUUUUGAGAACACAUCAGUAUGUGUCAAAUGGAUGACGGCCAUAUUACUUCCGCUCAGAAAAUUUUCGGAAUGCAUGAUCAUUCCAAAUGGAAUAGAACGAAGCUUUUGUCGAAAUAAUCACAAAGACGUGGCCAAUAUGAAAAUUAACUUU
Stomoxys calcitrans (stable fly) is the source of this 4284-nucleotide messenger RNA. RefSeq names its product mitochondrial coenzyme A diphosphatase NUDT8. The record is from RefSeq and is a predicted model, not a curated record. Bases 54 to 848 code for a protein of 264 amino acids. The transcript has 2 exons. Lineage: Eukaryota; Metazoa; Arthropoda; Insecta; Diptera; Muscidae. Gene Ontology annotation, molecular function: coenzyme A diphosphatase activity.